Messenger RNA from Bubalus bubalis (water buffalo), 3242 nucleotides. It is a transcript of the gene KLHL12, whose product is annotated as kelch like family member 12. The record is from RefSeq and is a predicted model, not a curated record. The transcript is spliced from 12 exons. NCBI's taxonomy places the organism in Eukaryota, Metazoa, Chordata, Mammalia, Artiodactyla, Bovidae. The coding region runs from base 308 to 2059 and encodes 583 amino acids. Gene Ontology annotation, molecular function: protein binding.
GGACCCCGGGAGGGGGCAGCCGCACGUGGGGCCGUGUCUGUCUGACUGGCAGAGCCGGCUCCGACCCGCCGCCCCAAGGUCCUCGCCGUAUAGCGGCGUCCGUGCGGGCCUUUCUCAGUCUCCAGAGUUGAAACGAAGUUGACGGAAGGAAAGUCUUUCUGGAGAUCAUCUUAUGCCUGCAUGAACCACCUCCUUUUCUGUAAAAUGGAUCCUGUAGAGUGAUUGGAGCGCUUAAAGAAGAGUACGCUACCUAUAAACAGGAGCAGAUGAGGAUUUAGGGUCUCGUUUUCCCUUUUCGUAUACAACUAUGGUUAAUCCAAGGAUCCCUUUCAUUCUCUCUCCAUAUUGCUUGAUGAGAGGCAUUAUGGCUCCCAAAGACAUAAUGACAAAUACUCAUGCUAAAUCCAUCCUCAACUCCAUGAACUCCCUCAGGAAGAGCAACACCCUCUGUGAUGUGACGCUGAGAGUGGAGCAGAAGGACUUCCCCGCCCACCGGAUCGUGCUGGCUGCCUGCAGUGAUUACUUCUGCGCCAUGUUCACCAGUGAGCUCUCAGAGAAGGGGAAACCGUACGUAGAUAUUCAGGGUUUAACCGCCUCGACCAUGGAAAUCCUGCUGGACUUUGUGUACACGGAGACCGUGCACGUGACUGUGGAGAACGUCCAGGAGCUGCUGCCCGCAGCCUGCCUGCUCCAGCUGAAAGGCGUGAAGCAAGCCUGCUGCGAGUUCUUGGAAAGCCAGCUGGACCCGUCCAACUGCCUGGGCAUCCGGGACUUUGCUGAGACUCACAACUGUGUUGACCUGAUGCAAGCAGCUGAGGUUUUUAGCCAGAAGCAUUUUCCUGAAGUGGUGCAGCAUGAAGAGUUCAUUCUUCUCAGCCAAGGAGAGGUGGAAAAGCUCAUCAAGUGCGAUGAGAUUCAGGUGGAUUCUGAAGAGCCGGUCUUCGAGGCUGUGAUCAGCUGGGUGAAGCACGCCAAGGAGGAGCGGGAGGGGUCCUUGCCGGGCCUGCUGCAGUAUGUCCGGAUGCCCCUGCUGACCCCCCGAUACAUCACAGACGUCAUAGACACUGAGCCUUUCAUCCGCUGCAGCUUGCAGUGCAGGGACCUCGUUGACGAAGCCAAGAAGUUUCACCUGAGACCUGAGCUGCGCACUCAGAUGCAGGGGCCCCGGACGCGGGCGCGGCUGGGAGCCAACGAAGUGCUUCUGGUGGUCGGCGGCUUCGGAAGCCAGCAGUCUCCCAUCGAUGUGGUGGAGAAGUACGACCCCAAGACGCAGGAGUGGAGCUUUUUGCCAAGCAUCACUCGGAAGAGACGCUAUGUGGCCUCGGUGUCCCUUCACGACCGGAUCUACGUUAUUGGCGGCUACGACGGCCGCUCCCGCCUCAGCUCCGUGGAGUGUCUGGACUACACGGCAGACGAGGAUGGGGUCUGGUAUUCGGUGGCGCCGAUGAAUGUCCGGCGCGGCCUGGCUGGAGCCACCAGCCUGGGAGAUAUGAUCUAUGUCUCUGGGGGCUUUGAUGGAAGCAGGCGCCACACCAGUAUGGAGCGCUAUGACCCGAACAUCGACCAGUGGAGCAUGCUGGGCGACAUGCAGACGGCCCGGGAAGGUGCCGGCCUCGUGGUGGCCAGCGGGGUCAUCUACUGUCUAGGAGGAUAUGACGGCUUGAAUAUCUUAAACUCAGUUGAGAAGUAUGACCCCCAUACAGGACACUGGACUAAUGUCACACCGAUGGCCACCAAGCGCUCUGGUGCAGGGGUAGCCCUGCUGAAUGACCAUAUUUAUGUGGUGGGGGGAUUCGAUGGUACAGCCCACCUUUCUUCUGUGGAAGCCUACAACAUUCGCACCGACUCCUGGACAACAGUCACGAGCAUGACCACCCCGCGGUGCUACGUCGGGGCCACGGUGCUUCGGGGGAGACUUUAUGCAAUUGCAGGCUACGACGGGAACUCCCUGCUGAGCAGCAUUGAGUGCUACGACCCCAUCAUCGACAGCUGGGAGGUCGUUACCUCCAUGGGAACUCAGCGCUGCGACGCCGGCGUGUGUGUUCUCCGAGAGAAGUGACUGGGCAAAGAGACAGUUUGCAGAGAACCAAGGGUCCUUUCCAGAAUGUCUGUUUCUCAGAGUGGGGAGGGGAUUACAGGCUCAGUGCCGCUGCUCUGAUUACGAUUAUUUGACACGCCCUGGCGUUGGGGGUGUCCCCGAGGAGGGUGAGCCGCAGACACUCGAGGGCGGAGGCCGCACCCUGCGUGGGUAUGAUCGGCCAGACUCCUGUCUUCCUGGCCGCGGGGGCACUUGUUCCUCACCUUUAACUUAGUGUGCGCUCCAGAGAAUAUACCUUUAAGUUGUGCCUCGUGUGCUGUGAAGAAUUAAGGUGAAUAUGAACUCCAAGGUGUGGGCAGUAUCCAGCCUCGAUGGUUGGAAGGGUACCAACUCUCUUGCUUUUCCAAGAACAAAUCUCUUUCCUAGUCUACAGGUAAUAGGGGCAACACAGUUCAGUUCUGGAGGAAAACGAGGGAAGAGCUCUGUCAAAACCUCGGGGGCCUCAGGAGUUGGGGAACUGGGUGUCCAGUGCAGGAGGGGAGCUGGAUGCGGUGGGGUGUGAGGGAGCCUGCACCACCGGAAGGCUGAGGGGCCCUAGACACGGAGCAGCAGGGCCAGCGCGUGUUAGCUGAGCAGCAGUGCAGGAAAAGGGUCCCAGACCGAAGUUCGUGUGACUUCACCAUUGCCCUGCCUGCCGCCGCGCCUGUAUCCCAGGAAGGCUUUCCUCUGCCGAAUCAAGGACUGCUUUCUCCGCUGUUGCCCCCCGCACUGUUUAGGGGGAGGGGAGGAGCGGGGGUAGCAGCCGCCUGAUGACUCCCCUCGUUCUUGUAAGGGCACACUUGUGCUAAGGAGUCGUUUUUACUGCUGUGUUUUGUACAUGUUGUCUUUUCUUAUUAGAACACCCAUUCCCUGCCUUUAGCCUGGAUCUUGCUCAUCCCAGGACGGAAUAAUCAAUGACAACUGAAAUCCAUUUGUUAGUUUCAGUACCGCCUGUCCUUCUGAACUCCUUCCAAGGCUCCCCUGUGCUGUGCAGUGACCUUCCUGCUCGGAGGAUUGGGAGUGUGGGGACAACAUGGUCACCUAAACAAGGAUGCGCUUUCCCUUUGUUCUGAAAUUCCUUUUUUUCCUCUUUCCCUGAGUUGUAUUGACCUAAAGUUCAUUUUGUUUGUAUUUUUUUAAGAAAAUAUUAAAACAACAACAACAA